Molecule: messenger RNA, 2390 nt
Organism: Alligator sinensis (Chinese alligator)
Lineage: Eukaryota; Metazoa; Chordata; Crocodylia; Alligatoridae
Product: BDNF/NT-3 growth factors receptor
Exons: 12
Coding region: 1-1248 (415 amino acids)
Biological process (GO): synapse organization; cell surface receptor protein tyrosine kinase signaling pathway; protein phosphorylation
Cellular component (GO): plasma membrane; neuronal cell body; axon
Molecular function (GO): axon guidance receptor activity; transmembrane receptor protein tyrosine kinase activity; ATP binding
Source: RefSeq, a predicted model, not a curated record
AUGGGGCUUGACCAAGCACCAGCUAUUCUGUGUUACAUUGCAAACCAGCGGAAGUUAGAAAGUAUAAAUGACAAUGAAGUUGGACUUUACAUUGGAUUGAGAAACCUAACCGUGGUGGAUUCAGGCUUAAAGUUCGUUUCUCGUCAGGCAUUUCUGAAAAACAUCAAUCUGCAGUACAUUAAUUUAUCCAGAAACAAGCUUUCAAGUUUAUCUAAGAAGCCUUUUCGCCAUCUGAGUUUGUCUGAUUUGAUCCUAGUGGACAAUCCAUUCAAGUGUUCCUGUGACAUUAUGUGGAUCAAGAUAUUUCAAGAGACCAAGUUUUCUAAUGCAGAAACUCAGGAUUUUUAUUGCAUAAAUGACAACAACAAGAGGAUAGCCCUGAUGGAAAUGCAGAUCCCAAACUGCGGCUUGCCUUUGGCAAACUUAAGCAGUUAUAACCUCACUGUUCUGGAAGGAAAUAGCAUCACAGUGUAUUGUGAUGCCACUGGAGUGCCACUUCCCAACGUAUCCUGGGCUUUCACUAAUCUUGUUUCAAACCACGAGAGUGAUACAAGUAAGAAUCCUGCCUCAUUAACCAUAAAGAAUGUUUCUUCUAAGGACAGUGGACUACGGAUUUCUUGUUUAGCAGAAAAUAUUGUGGGAGAAGACCAAGCUUCUGUUGAGCUCACGGUGUUCUUUGCACCAAAUAUCACAUUUAUUGAAUCUCCAACCUCGGACCACCACUGGUGCAUUCCAUUCACUGUGAAAGGGAACCCUAAACCCACACUGCAGUGGUUCUAUGAAGGGGCUAUACUGAAUGAGUCAGAAUACAUCUGUACUAAAAUACAUGUUAUCAAUCAAAGUGAAUACCAUGGCUGCCUUCAGUUGGACAACCCUACCCACUUGAACAAUGGAGCUUAUACCUUACUGGCAAAGAAUGAGUAUGGAGAAGAUGAGAAGCGAGUUGAUGCUCAUUUUAUGUCAAUGCCAGGAGAUGGUAGUGGCCCAAUCCUAGAUCCUGAUCUUUAUGAUUAUGAAACCACACCUAAUGAUAUUGGAGACACCACAAAUAACAGUAAUCAGAUCACUUCUACGGGUUUUAUCAACACAGAGAAUGAAGAUAGCAUCACUGUGUAUGUUGUGGUGGGGAUUGCAGCACUGGUGUGCACUGGCUUAGUGAUAAUGCUCAUUAUUCUGAAAUUUGGAAGACACUCUAAGUUUGGGAUGAAAGGUUUUGUUUUGUUUCAUAAGAUCCCACUGGAUGGGUAAAUGAAAUAAGGAAAAAUGAGAGAGGGGCUGUUAAGCUUGUUUGUUGAAGCUCUUUGCUGCACUCUAGGGCAUGGACGUUGUUCUUAUCCUGUGAAUUGCCACAUCCCUUGGACCUCUCUUUUAGCCAUUGGUUGUGUUUGGAGGACUCUAGAAGUACACACAGAUCAUUAGCUGGUUUGGAGCCAUCAGGGCAAGGUCAGCCCUCAGGCAGCUAUAGAACUCAAGAAAGCACAGAAAUAACCUGUCAUAUUCUUUUUUAUUAUCUUGUUUUUACUGUGGCUUCAAAAUGACAUUUAAAUGAAAUUCAAUUACAUUGUUUCCUUUGUCAAAAAAACCUUUCUGUUUCAACUUAACUGGAAAGAUGUUGGUUUUUAUAGGUAUCUAAUAAAGGUGAACUGCAAACAUUUUGUAUUUAAGAAGUAAUCAAAUGUUUAAGACUCAGAUUCUGAGAACACUUAGCGACUUUGAGUGUUAAUUCAAUAGAGCACUUGAACAGGUGUGUAAGGUUCCCUUUGUUUGCGUUGCUGCUAACUUUAAGCAAAUGCUUAAGUCCUUUGGUGGGGAUCCUUUGUUGAUCCAUAGCCAAAAUCACAUAAACAAUCCCCACCUCCCAAAUUAAUAGUCUAGAUUUCACAAACCAAACACAUACAUAUGUACAUAACUCUUACUGGUAGGAGCAAUGAGACUUCUUGGGCGAGUUAAAGCUAAGUACAUGGAUAAGUAUUUGUAUUGGUCUACAUUCAAAAUGUAACACUUUUGAAAACCCUUUCCACGUUCAUUGCUUGCCACAUCCUGAGUUCAGCACUUAAACUUUUCUGUUUAGAAGGUGCCACCGGGAUAAAAAAGAAGAAAAAAAUGUCAAGGCAAGUAUUUUUUUUAAUUAAAAAAUAAAUAAUUCAAGAGACUAGCAGACAAAGAAGCUGAAAUGAACCUUUGUGAAAAGAAAUAUGUUUUCCUUGCCAUACACUAACUCUGUGGGUUUUGAAUGAAUGAGUGGUCUGAUUUCAGUUUCUCCUGGUCUAUUAGGGACAGACAUUACACAUAAACGGGUUAAACUGAUCAGGAAUUGGUUUAAACCUGUAACAGAACAGACAUCCAGUGCAAAUAAACCAAUUUGAAAAUGGUUGAAACCAGUUUGAGAU